Molecule: messenger RNA, 7238 nt
Organism: Hyla sarda
Lineage: Eukaryota; Metazoa; Chordata; Amphibia; Anura; Hylidae
Gene: CABIN1
Product: calcineurin binding protein 1
Exons: 37
Coding region: 285-6713 (2142 amino acids)
Biological process (GO): chromatin organization
Cellular component (GO): nucleus
Molecular function (GO): nucleosome binding; protein binding
Source: RefSeq, a predicted model, not a curated record
AUCGUGAAGGGGGGAAACUGACUAUAGAGAGGGUCAUGUGUUGUGGAGGUCAUGUGACUUGUCAGUCUAUAGUGGGGGUAGAUAAUAAGGUCCCCCAGGCUUUAGCUGGUAGUUGUACACCUGCCCUCAUAGUGUAUUUAUCCUGCAGGGCCAGUGCCUUGUCAUAGCAGGAGCCAUGGGGAGGGACAUGAUGGAGCUGUCAUUGCUUGUCUUUAUAUUACCUCUUGAACCCAUUAGGAAUGGAUACCUGUCCAUAGCUGUAACAACACACCGAAUCCUUCACAAUGAUUCGUAUAGCAGCCCUAAAUGCUGCCUCUACUGUAGAAGGAGAACAUGAAGAAACCUUUAAAAGUCAUAAAACACAGACCAAAGAGGCCCAGGAAGCUGAGGCAUUUGCACUUUACCACAAGGCCUUGGACCUACAGAAGCUUGACCGCUAUGAUGAGUCCUCCCAGGCCUAUCACCAGCUGCUAGAUACCCGUCUUCUGCAGGAAGCUGUACCUUUAGGUGAAGAAAGAGAAGGUCUAAAGCAUCCUGGAUUAAUGCUAAAGUAUUCAACAUAUAAAAACUUGGCUCAGCUUGCAGCAAAGCGAGAUGACUUGGAAACUGCAAUGGAAUAUAACCUAGAAGCUGUCAUGUUAGAUUCUACUGAUGUCAAUCUGUGGUAUAAAAUUGGUCGGCUUGCCCUUCGCCUAGUACGCAUUCCACUAGCACGACAUGCAUUUGAGGAAGGACUUCAGUGUAAUCCCGAUCAUUGGCCUUGUUUGGAUAACCUGGUCACUGUCCUUUACACUAUCUGUGACUAUAGCACCUGUUUGUACUUCAUCUGCAAAGCUUUAGAGAGAGACUGUCGCUAUAGCAAAGGUUUAGUAUUAAAAGAGAAGAUCUUUGAAGAGCAGCCAGGUCUAAGAAAGGACUCUUUCCGCAUGUUCCUGAAAUGUGACUUGUCCAUUCAUGAUGUGGACAUUAAUGAGGAGGAAUCAAACAGAAUUUUGGAGGAGGCAUUAGAAUUACGCAGGAAGAGACAAGCUUUAAAUGUAAAGCAGGAAGAACCAGACUUGAAGUUGAUUCAGCCACUCCGAUUUUUCACGUGGAAGUGUCUUGGGGAGAGUCUGCUGGCAAUGUAUCACCACCUUACAACAUGUGAACCCCCUCGUCCAAGCUUGGGGAAAAAGAUUGACCUCACAGAAUACAAAGAUGUAACACAACUGGACCAUGUUCCCCAAAUAAACUCCUUUACAGACAAAGUCACAGACACGCCCAGCACCUCCACUCCCUUAACACCAGCUGUGGCAGUAACAGAGCCUACCCCAACAAUUUCUACCACUAAUCCGUUUGUGUCCGCCCAAGCUAAUACUGAGUCUUCAGCUGCCCAAGAUCAGUCCAGUGGAGAUAGGAUGAAAAAAGGAGUGAAAAGAAAGAAAAUCGCAGAGGAUGCAGGGGAGACUGCCAAAAGGCGCUCCGCUCGUGUGCGCAACACUAAAUGCAAGAAGGAGGAAAGAAUAGAUUUUCAAGAAUUACUGAUAAAGUUCUUACCAUCAAGGCUCCGUAAACCUGAUUCAGAGGAGGAGGAUGAUUCUUUUGGUAACUACGAAAUGCAAUUGGAUUUAAAACAAGAACAUUUUCCAGCUGGAGAAAAGGCAGUAUCUUUUGACUCAACUACUUUCAUGGAUUCAGAGAAACAAGAUGUGCACCAAUUCCUUUUGGAUCACUUACAAAAUGGGGGAAUUUUAGAGCUUAUGUUGAAGUAUCUGAAAGUGAUAGCUCUGAAGUUCUUGGUGAAGUGGCCUCCUGCUCUAGCAGAAGUCGUGCUCAAUAUAUAUAAUAGCUGGAGAAAGCACAGCAGUGGUCUUCCCAAUCCCCUGCUUAGGGACUGUAGGAACCAACACAUUCAAGAUAUGAUGGUUAUGAGUUUGACUUGCAUGGAGCUGCAACUAGAUCAAUGGCUUUUGGCUAAGGUGAAGACUGGUACAGUGUCUCCAAGCAAAUGUUCCCCUGGUAUGCCUGGUGAGAACCUAGGCUCAGACUUUCCUGGCGCUCACUUUUUGGAAGAUCAAAUGAUGAUGGGAUUUGCAGCUUCUCAGCGCGACCUGUUUCCAGAUGGGUGGCUAAAUUAUGUAGUGAGAGUGUACUGGCUGAAAGCAAGGUUCUUGGCUUUGGAGGGGGACAUGGAGCAGGCUUUAGAAAACUUUGACAUGUGCACUGACUUGCUACAAAGCUCUGAGGCAAAAGCAUACAAAGAUAAUGAAAACGAAGAAGACAUUGUUAUCAAGCUCCCCAACCUUCAGCUGGAUUCUGCAAUAUCUAUAGAGGAGAUUGAAAACAGGCUUAAAUCCCUGGAGAGAUGCCAGUCACUGGAGGAGAUUCAGAGAUUACAUGACAUGGGGGAUUAUUCAUCAGUGGUUCGUCUUGUAUGCCCUACAUUGUAUAUGAGUGGUUACAACAGAAAUAAGCACCUUGAUUUUAUGACUUCUCCUCCCGAGAGACCUGCUCAGCUUCUUCUGAUGCAGGAUUCCCUGUUGAAGCUAUCAGAUUUUAAACAAUGCUUCCAGUGUUCUGAGGUGGCUCUGAAUGAAGCAGUCCAGCAAAUGAUGAACUCAACGUCUGGUGCAUCCAAGGAGGAAUGGGUUGCCACAGCAACACAGUUACUUACAGGGAUAGACCUUUCUAUGUCAUCUGACAAUUGUAUUUCACAGGAGACCACAGUCACACCACGACUUGUACGUCUCUGCAGUAACCUCAUACAGCUGAUAGACUGUAGCAUGGCUGUACAAGAAGAGACCAAGGAGCCUUCAGUGUCCUCUGUAUUACCAUGGAUAAUUUUGCAUCGAGUUAUCAAGCAUGAAGAAGAGACCUUACACUCCAUGCGCCAACACACUGACUUUAAGAAAGAGGAUCCAAACACUCCACUGCUUCCAUCAUCUCUAAUGCUCCUGAACGCAGCCCAUGAAUAUUUGGGCAGGAGGUCAUGGUGUUGUAACUCAGAUGGAGCCCUUCUCAAAUUCUAUGUACAUGUUCUAUUAAAAGAACUGGCCUUAUCUACAAAGGAAGACAACCAUCCCUUUAAGGAGGAAUUAGAAACUGCACUCGAACAGUGCUUCUAUUGUCUAUAUGCCUACCCCAGCAAGAAGAGCAAGGCUCGGUACCUAGAGGAGCAUUCUGUACAACCGGUGGAGUUGCUCUGGGAAGAUGCCCUUGUUUUGUUUGAGUAUUUCAAGCCAAAGUCUCUUCCUGAAUUUGACAGCUAUAAAACCAGCACAGUCUCUGCAGACCUGGCUAACCACCUGAAAAAAAUGGCCACCAUAAUACCUCCCUCGGAUAAACCUAAGCUAAGCAUGGACAGUUUGGCAGCUUACAUAGAAGGCACAAGCAGCAAGGUGCCACAACUCCCAGAAGGAGCAGAGGACGCCCCUGAGGUGCUGAAUGAACUAUUUUACCUUCUUGCUGACUACCAUUUUAAAAACAAGGAACAGUCCAAGGCCAUUAAAUUCUACAUGCAUGAUAUCUGCAUCUGUCCCAAUAGGUUUGAUUCUUGGGCUGGCAUGGCCCUGGCAAGAGCAAGCCGUAUACAGGACAAACUAAACUCCAAUGAAUUGAAGAAUGAUGGACCCAUAUGGAAACAUGCCACUCCUGUAUUGAACUGUUUUAAGCGAGCACUGGAGAUUGACUCCUCAAACCUGCCCUUAUGGAUUGAAUAUGGCGCAACGUCUUACGCUCUUCAUUCAUUUGCUUCCCGACAGCUCAAGCAGUGGGCCACUGAGCUCUCCCCUGAGGCAGUGUCUCAUCUAAAAGAGCGUCGGAAUAGUAUGCUUGAGACCGCAAAGCAGUGUUUCUUUUCUGCUUCCCUCUGUGAGGGAGAUGGCGAUGAAGAAGAAUGGUUAAUUCACUAUAUGUUAGGUAAAAUCUGUGAAAAACAAAAGCUGAAUCCAGAAUUAUAUCUGCAGCACUACAAGCAAGCAGCACACUACCUGCAUGAGGAAGCUGCUCGCUACCCUAAGAAGAUUCAUUAUCAUAACCCUCCCGAGUUGGCCAUGGAGGCUUUAGAGGUCUAUUUCCGUCUCCACGCUUCUGUCUUGAAGCUGCUAGGAAAAAAUGACAAGGAACUAGAUACUAAAAUGUUGUUCACCAUUAUGAAGGAAGCAACAGAAGGGCCAUUUGCUAAGGGAGAGGAGAAAAAUGCACCGAAAGCAAUAGAUAAGGAGAAGCAUAGCACUUUGGAUGAGGAUUCUCACUCUUCAGCUGGGACGAUGCCAGGCCCUGGGAAUUCCAUUCCUUCUUCCUCUGGUCCAGGUCUGACAUCUCCACCUUACACAGCCACUCCGAUUGACCACGAUUACAUCAAAUGUAAACCCCCCCGUCAUCAGGCCACGCCGGACGAACGCAGCCAGGACAGCAUGGCAGUUGUCCUUUCAGACUGUAGCUCGACACAGGACACAUUCACUGAGCCAGCCAGCUCCCAGGACAGCAGUAAGGGACUCUACUUGGAAAAGAAGUCCAGUUACUCUCACAGCUCAUCACAUUACCGAGAUGUUCAAAUAACAGCAGAUGAGAAAGGAAAGACAGAAGAGCAAGCAGAACCACCAGACACCCCUAGCUCAGCAGAGAUGAAAGCUUCUCCUGAAGUGCAAACUUCCCCCACCUGCGUCACACCUAUAAGAGCUUUACCACCCCCUCUCCCAUUGGGAGACCACAAAAAGAGACAAGAAUCAACUGGAGAUAUUUCAGAGUACCCCCAAUGUCUACCUGAAGGUGCUGAAGAACAAUAUAAAGUCUUAAUUGGGCAAUGCAUCACUUCCUUCAAGUUAUGUCUCAGCCGUUUUCCACAGCACUACAAAAGCCUGUACAGAUUGGCCUACCUGUAUACUUACAGUCAAACUCACCAGAACUUGCAGUGGGCCAGAGACGUGUUGCUAGGCAGCAGUAUCCCGUGGCAGCAGCUGAAGCACAUGCCAGCACAGGGGCUCUUCUACGAGAGGAACAAGACUAAUUUCUUCAAUGGAAUCUGGCGGAUACCAGUGGAUGAGAUAGAUCGCCCUGGCAGCUUUGCUUCUCAUAUGAACCGCUCCAUCGUUCUACUUUUGAACGUUUUGGCUCAACUCAAAGACUCCAACACACUGCUGAAGAUCUCGUGUAUGUUACAGAGGACCCCUGAUCAGGGGAAGAAGUAUUUGCGGGAUGUGGAUCGGCAGGUUCUGGCACAGCGAGCUUUUGUUCUUACCGUAAAAGUUUUGGAGGACAUGCUGAGUGACUUGUCUGGGGAUCCCAAAAGCCCGGACCCCAGCCCGUUCAUAGCGGCUUCCAUGACAACAGACAUCACCGGCCGGCCUGCACCAGAGGACAGAAAAGAUGUUGCACCCAGAAAGAACUUGGUUCUAGGUGAGGGGGUGGCUUCAGGACCCUCUGAGAAUGGGGGCAAAGAGACAGUACAAGGCUCUGCUUCUCAAGCAAUGGAAACUGGAGAAAUCAGGAUUGUAAAAGAGACUGGAAAGCCUCAGUCUUCAGAACCAAUGGACCAUGAUGGGCAUUCCUGCAACCCUGAAAAACGCAUGGACCAGCAUCGUAAGGAUUCAGCUAGGAUCCUCAAGGAUAAGGGACUCGAGGGUCCAGAAUUAUCACUAGAAGAACUAAGUAUUAGUUCUAAACAUCAACUGCCCGCAGGCAGCAGGGGCCCGGGACAGCACACACCUCAACUAACGGAGGAUACACCACACAGAGCCAGCCGCAAGCGUAAGCUGCUAGACGACACUGAAAGCAGCAAAAACUUACUUCUUGAGGCAUAUCGUGUUUGGCAGCAGGGUCAGAAAGUCACCACAUAUGAUUUGGCCAGUAUUGAAGAAAUAAUGUGUAAAACGUACAUGCUGAUCAAACAGGUGGAUGAAGGUGCUGCAUUAGAACAAGCUAUUAAAUUCUGCCAACUUCAGAUGGGAGCUUCUGCCCAGAAACAGCAACCUUCAGACACACCCAGCACCCCAAAGAGUACAAAGGACCUCCGUGAGAUUGCAUUUCCUCUGCCUGCUGUGUCCGUGCAGUUAACCCCUCUCAAUCUGGCCACAUUCAGUUCAGAGAAUGUGUUGCGAUUAUCUGAGUACCCACUCAAAGUAAAGUCUGCACCAACCACCUCAUCGUCCACAUCACCACCAGAGACUGGUCGGGGGCCAGUGCCUAGAGUGUGUGCCACCGUAUCACAAUCCCACCGUGAAGAGCACAUAGAUGAUGCAUCAUUUCUUCAGGGGGAGGCACGCUUAUGCCAACCAACUAAAGCUAUAACAGUCACCACUGCAUCAGACUCCUCUCAUUGGCAGCCAGAAGCAGUGACGAGUUUUGCCAGUUCCAGCCACUCUGAAACAGCUUGUAGCUCCAGGCCACCUCUUCUUCCAGAACCAAGUGUCCAGCCCAGCAAGCCAGAGGGUACACAAAACAAGUCGAGGGUCCACCCACAUGUGCCAAAGCUCUUUAUUCCCUCCUCAGGUGUUUCCAAAUUCCCUCCAGAAAUUACAGUAACCCCUCCAACGCCAACCCUCCUUUCUCCCAAAGGCAGCAUCUCGGAGGAAACCAAACAAAAACUAAAGUCUGUAAUCCUAUCUUCUCAGUCUGCUGCCAAUGUCAAGAAGGAGACUUUGUGCCAGCCAGCUCUUGAGAUCCUAGACACCUCAAGCCAAGAGUCGUCCCUGGAAAGUGACACAGAUGAGGAUGAUGACUACAUGGACAUAUGAAGAUUCUUUAUAUCUGCCAGCUGAAGACUCUGCAUCUGAUUCCUACCAGAUUGUGUGCUUGCAUGCUACAGCUCCCGGCAUGUGGAUUGCUUUUGCUGCCAAUAGCCAAACCAUUGUAUUACAGUAUGCCAGUUGUAUACACAGGCCCAGAUGACUGUGGGUUGAGGAGCACUAAAAACUUUACUUUAAACCCAAAAGGUCAUGUAGCGAAUACAAUUGAUCAGAUUAUGGUCCGGACCCUGAGGUUCACAGCUGAUUUUUGGAAAACAACUAUCCUGCGGCUCCACCCUUGGUGCUGAAAUCUGGACUUUUGUAUUGGUUGGGUGGAUGGAGCUCACAGGCUUUGCCUUCUUUUAAGGUCCAUGUUUUUUUAUUACAGAAUGUGAUGUUUGUAAAAUAAGAGAUGUGUACAGGAAAUGAAAUUUGACAUGAAUAACAGAACUCCAAAUGAGAAUAUAAAUGUUGCACAUUUUUGUAAAAAAAAAAAAAAAAAAGAAAAAGAAAAUAAAACAGUUAUAUAAUUUU